AGGAACACAUUUACGAUUUUGACGUUUAGAGUAAUACAUUUUGGAACAGUCGGAGAAACUCGAAAGCUAAGCAAUUAUCAUAAUUGUACCAGGUACAUUAUAGAUAUAUUCGAUUAUGUUUUGUUACUCUCCGAAAUGACAUUUUAUGCACGUCUACAGUAUCUGCUUUGACGGCAUCAUCAUUUUGUUUUACGUAAAUAUAUAACAACGAGGUAGUUUGUAAAGACCAUUAAGAAAAUCUCGGUCUUCAGCACAUGUGUGGUAUUGGUUAUUUUAUCCAGUGCACUUAAAAUGUCAUCCUCAAUGAUAGUCCCUGUAAUAGAUGUGCAGGGAAACAAUUUUAAGGAGUUAUGGGCAGCAAUGGUGUUAGCCAUUAAAACAUCUUCAUUCAUCGCCAUUGAUACGGAACUGAGUGGUCUUGGAUCAAGGAAAGCUCUUCUGGCUGAAUGCAUUGAAGAAAGAUACAAAGCCAUAUGCCAUGCAGCCCGCACACGUUCAAUACUUUCAUUGGGGUUUGCUUGUUAUAAAGAGCUUGACAACAAAGCUGGCAGCACAUACCUGGUCCAGAUUUACAAUCUAACCUUGCUUUGCUCAGAGGAAUACAUCAUUGAACCUCAGUCAGUGAAGUUCCUUGUGCAACAUGGAUUUGACUUCAACAAACAAUAUGCUGAAGGCAUUUCUUAUUAUAAGGGUAAUGAUAAAGGAGGUGAUGCCCAUGGGAUAAACAUGCGGACCUUGUUCUUAGAACUGCUUCGGACCAACAAGCCCUUGGUGGUCCAUAAUGGGCUGAUAGACAUGGUCUUCUUGUACCAGUGCUUCUAUGCCCAUUUACCUGAGCGACUGGGCACCUUCACUGCCGAUCUGUCCCAGAUGUUUCCCUCAGGCAUCUAUGACACUAAGUAUGCAACAGAGUAUGAGCUGCGGUUUACAGCCUCAUACCUGGAAUAUGCCUAUAAGAAGUGUAAGCUGCAAAAUAGCAGAGACAUUGAAGGCGGUGGUAAUGGGAGUCGUGUGUUCCUAGAGUUUUGUAAAUAUACAGGCAACAUGGAGAGCUACAUCGACUACAGGCCUUGCUUGGACAACCAGAAUCAGGAUGAAGCCCUCAACAUCUGUGUUCAGUUCUCUGCCUAUGGAUGGUGUCCUAAUGGCUCUCAGUGCACCAUGUCACAUGACACAGACCUUAUAAUCCAGCAUGAUGAGAAGAUCAAAGAAGACAAGAGGAAGAAGAGGAAGCGCAAGAACAAAAAGAAAGAUUCUAAAGGGGCCUCUGAGUCAUGCAGUUCCCCACAGGGGAAAAGAUCACACUUUGAAGAAGCUGAGCUGGACCAGGCAGUGCCCAUGUCUGAACCAGCACUCCCUGAAAAUCAGGAGAAGACUGCGAGAGCUGAGCCAACAGAUGCCACACAUGCGUUUGAACCUGGGGAAACCGCCAGCAAGAACGGAAAUGAGGAAUCUCAGCCAGAAGCACCUGCUGAAGCUCCUGAUAGACCAAAAGAGAAGAAAGUCGAAGGAGGAACUCACCGAGCAGGAUUCGACGCUUUCAUGACUGGGUAUAUUUUUGCUUAUGCCAGAAAUCUGACAAAAAACACAGAAUCCAGCACUGCUCCUCUCGUUCUUCCCACAUGUCUCAAUAAACUGUUCCUCAGUGGCAAGUCUGUUCCUCUACAUGUAGCCAAAAGCACCUUCUCAAAGUCUUCAAAGGCUCAUGUGCACAAGAUGGACUAUGUCUGGGGAAAAAGCACUGCUGUAAAAGUUGAAGGAAAUGCAUAGAAACCUUUGAUUAAGAUUUCAAUUUAUGUACAUUUUUGGAC
This is a messenger RNA of Rhinichthys klamathensis goyatoka, 1811 nucleotides long. It is a transcript of the gene toe1, whose product is annotated as target of EGR1, exonuclease. NCBI's taxonomy places the organism in Eukaryota, Metazoa, Chordata, Actinopteri, Cypriniformes, Leuciscidae. Gene Ontology annotation, molecular function: metal ion binding; snRNA binding; 3'-5'-RNA exonuclease activity. Gene Ontology annotation, biological process: snRNA 3'-end processing. The record is from RefSeq and is a predicted model, not a curated record. Gene Ontology annotation, cellular component: Cajal body; cytoplasm. The transcript is spliced from 8 exons. Bases 292 to 1770 code for a protein of 492 amino acids.